AUGGAGCACUGUCAACUUAAUUUGAUCGAGUUGAUGCUCUCUUCGGAAAUCGAAGGCGAUUGUGGUGAGGAUCCGACAUCCAAAAACACUUCUACUGUAAACUUCAUCUUGAACCUCAUUUCUGGAAGAGCUUCCCCUCCAUUCGGAACGAAGGAGCCUAUUUUGCACCACCUCCUUCGGGGAUGUCUCCUAGCGGAUGACCUCGCCAAACUCUCCAUAGUUCUCCACACUUCUGUCCAUCCCAACUUCUACACCACCAAUUUGGAGGUAGUUUUUUUGACACUUCAAAUGAAGAGCUUUUAA
This is a messenger RNA of Hydatigera taeniaeformis, 303 nucleotides long. NCBI's taxonomy places the organism in Eukaryota, Metazoa, Platyhelminthes, Cestoda, Cyclophyllidea, Taeniidae. The record is from the annotation of a GenBank genome assembly.